Molecule: messenger RNA, 6185 nt
Organism: Orussus abietinus
Lineage: Eukaryota; Metazoa; Arthropoda; Insecta; Hymenoptera; Orussidae
Gene: polybromo
Product: protein polybromo-1
Exons: 27
Coding region: 562-5541 (1659 amino acids)
Biological process (GO): chromatin remodeling
Cellular component (GO): RSC-type complex
Molecular function (GO): chromatin binding; protein binding
Source: RefSeq, a predicted model, not a curated record
UCGCGGCAUGGCGUCGGCCUGGUUGUGUGUCGCCGCGAAUUUUAGAUAAGGGUGAACGCCUUAUCGGGCCACGCGUAUCGCCAGUCGAGGCGCAGAUGAAGCGUCUACAAGCGCGAAUGCAGGCAAAUCCGUAAAACAGGUGAGAAGCCGAGAGUACAGUGGCGUGUGUAGGUCGUUAGUAAUUGCACAAGAAUUCGGGAAUUCUGGGAGCUCGCCGUCAGCGGGGCGAGCUGCGUCAUGGCGGCAAAUUUUAGUUGAAAAUCAAUAUUUCUACGGGGUUGAGUAGAUUUUGCGAGGAGACCCGAUUGUACACAGACCGUCGCGGAGCUGGAGCACAAUUUUGAGUAGAAGACAGCUCGGCCUCGACCAUAUUCCUCGGCAUUCUUUCGCCUUGAAUGGUAGUGUACAGUGUUAGCGAGUUAUCAUGGCGGCUACAGUCAGGUGCAGCAGUAUGACUUUAGUAUGUUUUUCCAUCACAAGAUUGGACACAAGGACCUGCAGUUAAUACCACUGGUUUUGUUACUGGGAACUCGGUGACGGAAGUUGAACAUAUAAUCCAGAAUGAACAAACGGCGUAGGACAUCUUCUGUGGCCAGUCGUGGCACGGAAGAUGAUUCGGAAGAAGUCCAGCCUGAACCUACGAAGAGACGAAAGAAACUUGAUCCUAGUGACCUUUGUCAACAAUUAUAUGAUAUCCUUCGCAACCAAAAGAAGGAAGAUGGAUCUCUCCUUUGUGAUGCAUUUAUUCGUGUGCCUAAGAGACGGCAAGAACCAGGCUAUUACGAAGUUGUGUCCAAUCCUAUAGAUCUUCUGAAGGUUCAACAAAAACUCAAAACUGAUGAGUAUCGUGACAUGGAUGAUUUAGCAUCUGACAUUCAACUGAUGGUUAAUAAUGCUAAGGCUUUUUAUAUGCGCACAUCCACUGAGUAUAAGGAUGCCACUGAAUUAUGGGAAUUAUGUGUAAAUACAAAAAAUCGAAUUUCUGAAGAAUACGAAGAUCCUGAACCAAAGGGAAAAAUAAUAUUAAAAGUUGGCAGAUUGGCUCGGAAGGCUGCAAUGAAGCAAGAGGAAAUUGAGGAUACUUCUGAAAGCUCGACAAAUCCAGAUGAAGAAUCAAUGCAACCUUAUGAAGACUUGUUUACGGCUGUUAUGACAGCUACAGACCCCAUAGAUAAUAACAGACCUUUACAUACAAUGUUUCAACUAAAGCCAUCUAAAAAGUUGUAUCCAGAAUAUUAUGACGUUAUUGAAAAUCCAGUGGAUCUCAAGACUAUAGCAAAAAAAAUUCAAGAGAGUGCCUACGGAUCUCUUUCAGACAUGGAAAAGGAUUUGAUGCUCAUGUGUCGGAAUGCCUGCCAGUUUAAUGAACCUGGUUCUCAAAUUUACAAAGAUGCUAAGCUGCUGAAGAAAAUUAUUGUUGCUGCUGCGAAGAAACAAGACUCAGGAUCUGGAGGCAACAUGUCGAAAAUGUCGUCUACAGCUCCUUCUACUAGAAGCAAAAGGGGCAGUCGUGGAGUAGCGCAAGCUUUAAUCGCUCAAACAGCAACAUUGCCAGAUGAAGACGAAGAAAGUGACGACGAAGAAGAAGACACUGCUGAAACUGAAGAGUCUGAUAAUCCUCAAUGGCAAUUAUUCCAAACUAUUAGAACUGCGCCUAAUAACCAAGGUAUACGAAUGAGCGAGUAUUUUUGGAAACUGCCGUCCAAGCGUCUGUAUCCUGAUUACUAUAAAAUGAUAAAGAAUCCAAUAUCACUGUUGCAAAUUCGUACCAAAAUAAAGAAAGGAGAAUAUGGCACUGUUAGUGAAGUGGCAGGCGAUAUGAAUAUAAUGUUUGAAAAUGCGAAAAAAUACAACAUUCACACUUCUAGAUUAUAUAAGUGUGCUGUGAAAUUGCAAAAGUUAAUGCAAGAAAAGGUACAGGAAUUACUUGAGUUUGAUCAGGACUCUGAAUCUGAGAGUGAAUCAGAAAAUAAUUCACAACAGCCUAAACUCAUUAAACGAGCCUCUAACUUACUAACUCGAGGGAAAUAUAAAGAUAAUAUACCUUUAAAGAAGAGGUUACAUGCUCUAGUCAAAUGCGUCAUAGAAUACUGUGAAGAUGGCCGACAACCAAUGUUGAUGUUCAUGGAAAAACCAUCUAAAAAAUUAUAUCCAGACUAUUAUCAAGUAAUUGCAGAACCUAUUGACAUGCUAGGUAUCGAAGCUAAUAUCAAAGCUGAAAAGUAUCAGAGUGAAAAUGAAUUGAUCCAAGAUUUUAAGUUAAUGUUUAACAAUUGUCGGCAAUACAACGAAGAAGGUUCGCUUAUUUAUGAAGAUGCGAAUACUUUAGAGAAGGUACUAAUGGAUAAGGUGAAAGAAUUGGGUCCGUUACCGGAGCCAGUGAAACCAGUAAAGUCAACUGCGUCUACACCAACAAGAAAUGUUGGGAGACCGAAAAAAGUGGUGCCGUUGCAUAUGCAAAAGUUACGCACAAUGUACGACACGAUAAAGGACUUCCGAGAUGUGAAAGGAAGGCAAUUGUCUUUGAUAUUCAUGAAACUGCCAAAUAAGAACGAAUAUCCUGACUAUUACGAAGUUAUUAAACAACCAAUGAACAUGGAAAAAAUCGCAUCCACCUUGAAGAAUAAUGGUUACGAGAGUCUGGAAGAGAUAGUAUCAGAUUUCAUAUUAAUGUUUGAUAACGCCUGUAAAUAUAAUGAGCCAGAUUCGCAGAUUUAUAAGGAUGCCUUAAUAUUACAACGGUUAGUACUUCAAACUAAAUUGCAAUUAAGCGAGGAUGAGGAAAGUGUCCCUGAUGUAUCUGCUGCGGUUCAGGAACUGUUGGCAACAAUAUUCACAGCCUUAUACAAUCAUCAAGAUGAGGAGGGACGCUGUUACUCUGAUUCUAUGGCUGAACUUCCUGAGCAUGACAUAGUAGAUGGCAAAAAGGUACGAGGCUUAUCACUGGAUCUCAUUAAAAGAAGAUUGGACAGGGGUGCUUACAAGAGGCUAGAUAGAUUUCAAGAAGAUGUUUUCACAUGCCUUGAGAGAGCUCGUAAACUUUCCCGAACGGAUUCUCAACCUUUUGAGGAUAGCGUUGAACUUCAGGCAUUCUUUCUCCGUACGCGAGAUGAAGCUACUCGUGGAGGAGACCUGUUGCAUUCACCGGCUCUUAAUUACACCCUUUUGGAUCUGUCCGCCCAAGUUGCAGAACUCAAACGCGUAAAACUUCAACAAGAAGCAGCCUUACCAACUGAGGAUGAAAGUUGCGAUGGGAGCGAAUCUAAAGAAGGAGCUGGUACUAGUAAUUCCAGUAGUGGUAAUAUUACGGAAAAUGGAGGAUCCAUGAGUUUUAAUCAAGAAGUAUACAGAGCUGGCGAUUUUGCAUACAUAGAACCUACAGAGCGAGGAAUGGAGUACAGUGUUGUUCUUAUAGAACGUUUGUGGACCAAUGCUGAAGGACAACAAAUGUUAUAUGGAAAUCUGUUCUAUCGUCCUAGUGAAACAUACCAUGUUGCAUCUAGAAAGUUCCUAGAUAAGGAAUUAUUUAAAAGCGAUGCGCACGUAGCAGUACCUUUGGCAAAGGUAGCAGGAAGAUGUUGCGUUUUAAGUGUUAAAGACUACUUUAGAAUGCAACCUGAUGGAUUUCCCGAAAAGGAUGUAUAUGUAUGUGAAUCUCGGUACUCUACGAAAGCAAGAGCAUUCAAGAAAAUCAAAGUGUGGAAUUUUGACCCUGAUCAUUUAAAAUUGGUUCAAAGAGAGAAGCCUCUAGAACCUAAACGUGUCAUUUCAGUCUAUAAGGAACGACUGGAAAAACAUAAGGAAGAAAUUGCUGAGCUAGAAGAAGGAGAGAAACUCAUAGAGAAAGAGAGACCUAACGUGAUACUGUUCAGUCAGGAGGACUCUGACAAUUCGUAUUAUGAACAGUAUAAUACAUGUGCGGGAACUGUGAAAACCGGAGACUUCGUAUAUGUUGCAACUGAUGGAGGCAGACAACAAAUUGCACAAAUAGAUUCGCUGUGGUCAACAAAAGAUGGGAAGUGCUACUUCAAGGGUCCUUUCCUGUUAACUCCAUCAGAAGUCCCUCAUACGCCUACGAAGUUGUUCUACAAGCAAGAAAUGUUCUUGUCCACCGUCGAAGGAACUCAUCCUAUUGUUGCCAUUGUCGGAAAGUGUGCAGUACUGGACUAUGGCGAAUACGUGUGCAGUCGACCGACAGAGAUCCCUGAAGACGAUGUCUUCAUUUGUGAGUCCACAUAUGACGAGAGUAAAAACCUCAUGAAGAAACUUGGCACCGAAGGAUUGAAGAAGUUUAACCACUCUUCUGCCGUGACGGAUGACGAAAUCUAUUUCUUCCGCAGACCCAUUAAUCCUGCUAAGGUACCAAGUGACGUGGCUCAGUCUCAAGCCCAAACGAAAUCCGUCGUGCCUACAACAGCUCACUUUGAAAUGGACGCAUCCCCGUUGCUACCGAAGCUGGAUCCCGAUGUGCUAGGCAUGGGAGCGGGAUUAGGCGUGGGAGUAGGAGUAGGUGCGGGUGAGGACAGCAUGGAUGCUGGCGGUCCACCGUCCGUGGGAUCUACGGAAGCUCAACCGGUGCUCUCCAAUGCUCAGACACCUGUAUCAUCCAAGAAGAAACCGACGGGUAAGAAAUUAGUUACGGGCUAUAUUUUGUAUUCGAGUAAAAUGCGCACGCAGAUUACGCAAAACAAUCCUGACUCGUCCUUCGGGGAGAUUAGCAGAAUUGUUGGCAACGAGUGGAGGAAGCUGCCGGCUGGCGAGAAGCAAGCCUGGGAAGAGAGGGCGGUGAAGAUGAACGAGGACGGCGGACAGAUUAAGGGCAACUCCGGAUCGGGCUUAGGCUCUCCGGAUCAUGUCUACGAGUGCUGCUGGGACAAUUGCGACUGGCAAUUCGAGGACAUGACCGACUGCAUCGAUCACUGUAUCGCCGAGCAAAACGGACAUGUCCAGAACUACUUUGCCAGUGCCCCUAGCGGUUCCUUUUCAGAUGUCGAGUACCAAUGCCAGUGGCGUGGCUGUGGACGCAUGAAGAAGUCGGUUCCUCCCUUCCCGAGUGUACAGAGACUAGCCAGGCACGUCAAGGAGGUCCACAUCCUGAAAGGAAACGGACGCGUUAUUCCUCCCGCGGAGCGCAGCAAAUUCUUACCUCAUUCCAGGAAUUACGUAGCCUCGAAGGGACCUACCGUCCUGCCACCCAUGGAGACGGAAACUUCAGCGGCCGCUACCCAAACCAGCAUUGUACCUAUUGUUAAGCAACCGGAGCCCAUGUUCGUCGCUGUUCCACCUCGACCUAGUCGCGUGCUACAUUCAGAUGCGUACUUGAGGUACAUCGAGGGCCUGAACGUGGAGAAUCGCUACAUAUCAAACUGGGACAAACAGAUGAACGCCACCUCUGAGAACACGCAGAUUCCGGAAGUGACGAAACUACCUGCCGAGUGGCUCGGAAAUGGCGUUGGCAACCACGGGAACGUGGUUAACGCCCUGUGGACACUCAGGAACAUGAUGAUGCGCGACGUGCUAGCUAUCAAUAAAACUUUAUAGUUUACUACUCGUUAAGGGAGUACGCGCAAUCUCGUACGGGCGACGUUAGUGGAAGGACGGUCUCUUCUCCAGGCUACAUCAAUGCUAGGUGACGGAGAGCAACAUGGAUAUGCGUUCGUUUAGUCGGUACCAUAAGAACAAUCGCGUUGUUUCUUCUUAGCUCGUACACCGUAAACGUCAAGUCACGUCUGCCUUUGUACCUGAUUUCCGGCAACAAUGCACAUGUAACGCGUCUAUUCGUUUGAUCGGGAGACUCCGCAGUUGUAUAUAUUCAUCGGAAGGCUAACUCACUUUCUCCUUAGUGUAAUUAAUCGGCUAGUGUAUAAGUGUCUCCAUGAGAGAAGGCGGAUCCGUGAUGGUACUUGGUUUUUUUUUUCCUUCGUGUCGUGGGGUCUUGCAGUAGCCAGAUUCGGGAUUUUUCUAGGACUGUUUGGGAACUGUUCAUCUAGCAUUGACCGCCUGACGUGUCUUGGAAUCAUCCGGUAUGCGACUAUCGGGGUGUCGCGAGUUACACUUAAGGGUGUAAUUAAGAACUGCGAGUUGGUAUUAAUUUUUUAGAUUAAAAUCGAAUUGAGAUUGUUAUUUUUACUUGUACUUUGGAUAUACAUUUGUAUCGUCAAAUGAACGCGAUUCGUGAAACGAAA